This is a messenger RNA of Calypte anna (Anna's hummingbird), 549 nucleotides long. RefSeq names its product neurogenin 3 (gene NEUROG3). The record is from RefSeq and is a predicted model, not a curated record. Gene Ontology annotation, molecular function: protein dimerization activity. The transcript has a single exon. Lineage: Eukaryota; Metazoa; Chordata; Aves; Apodiformes; Trochilidae. Bases 1 to 549 code for a protein of 182 amino acids.
AUGGCCCCGCAGAGCGACCGAUCGCCGGACGAAAGGCAGCCCUAUUUCGGCGGCGCCGAGGACUCUCCCUCCGCGGGCGGCGGAGGUUCCGCAGGCAGCCGAGGCGCCUCGCCAGCCCGCACCGCCUUGGCCCCUCGGGAGGCUUCGGCCCGCAGGAAGGGGAAAGCGCGGCGGGGCCGCGGCAAGGCGCGGAACGAGGGGCUGCUCAGCAAGCAGAAAAGGAGCCGGCGGAUGAAGGCCAACGACCGAGAGAGGAACCGCAUGCACCACCUCAACUCCGCCCUGGACGCGCUCCGCAGCGUCCUGCCCACCUUCCCCGACGACGCCAAGCUCACCAAAAUCGAGACGCUCCGCUUCGCCCACAACUACAUCUGGGCGCUCACCCAGAGCCUCCUCCUCGCCGAGCAGGGCCUGCCCGAAGCACCCCCACCGCUGCCACCCCCCACCGCAGCCGCCUCAUCCCCCGGCCCCUGGGACUCUCCCUGCCCCGCGGCCCCGCCACCCCUGCCCUUCUCCGCGGCCCCCGCAGCCUUCCCCGCCUUCCUCUAA